This is a messenger RNA of Oryzias melastigma (Indian medaka), 3141 nucleotides long. RefSeq names its product transmembrane and coiled-coil domain protein 3. The record is from RefSeq and is a predicted model, not a curated record. The transcript is spliced from 4 exons. Gene Ontology annotation, cellular component: endomembrane system. Lineage: Eukaryota; Metazoa; Chordata; Actinopteri; Beloniformes; Adrianichthyidae. The coding region runs from base 300 to 1763 and encodes 487 amino acids.
CUUCCACCGAAAGGCGCGCGUGACGAAACAGUUGGGGCCUCCUCCACCUUCCCCUCUGCUCUGAGGCGAGGGGGCGGAGCCUCAGCCACACUUAGUUGUUGUACGUUGCGUAGUGCUGUCACAGAACAGAAGGUGUGCGGGAGACGGCGGGACAAGAGGAACCAAAGGCGGACCAAAUGGGUUAAACACAAAAACCGUCCACCUCGACAUGGGUUCAGACGCCAGCUGGAGACGAGAGCCGUUGCCAAAGUAACGAACCGUUUGCUCCUCUCUGGCGACUCGCGGGAGGGGGGGCUAUUAUGCCCGGCGUUAACGUGUCUGUGCGAAGUUUGUCCGAAGAAGAGAAACACCUCAGCCGCCGGAUGGACCAAAGUAUGGACUUCAACCCUUUGCUGAUGAUGCGUCGGGGGUCUUCAGACAACAAUCUGGAUCUGGACCCGUGUAACGAUAACCCACGCUCUGCACUUGGGCUGGAGGUCCAGCGAAGUCGCUCCUGUUUGGACAAUCUGCAGCAGAAGAUUCUGAAAGUCACGGAACAGCUGAAGAUUGAGGACACGGCACGGAAUGAGAACCUAGCGGAAUAUCUGAAGCUCAUGAACAGCGCUGACAAGCAGCAGGUGGGGCGCAUCAAGCAGGUGUUUGAGAAGAAAAACCAGAAGUCGGCGCAAAACAUUGCCAAGAUGCAGAAGAAGCUGGAGCAGUACCAUCAGAAGAUGAAGGACAGGGAAUUGCAACAUGUUUUGUCCUCUCGGCCUCCCCCCGUCAAACACAGCACCAUACCCAGAGAGUCCCCCAGACAGCUGCUCAAGGACAUGACCGGCAGCGGCAGACACCCCACCAUGGACAAGAUCAAAACCAUCGGACCCGGCGUUUCUCUGUCGCCGCCGUUCUUCUUCAGCAAGCCCAGAGAGUUUGCCAACCUCAUCCGGAACAAGUUCGGAAGCGCUGAUAACAUUUCCCAACUCAAAACCACUCUGGACACGUCCAACCAGCUGCCCACAGACAUCGCUGCGAAGGGGCUGAGCAGCAGCGUGUCCUUGGUGGGCAAGCCCAAGUAUCCCAGCGACGACGAGUGCUCCUCAGGAAGUGCCUCGAUUUCAGCCGAAAGCAACGGGAACGCGGUGAAGGUGCAGGGGCAGAGUCCCGGGCAGGAGCUGCCAGCCGGGGGAGAAGGCCAGAACCACAUGGACAUCUGUUUGGAGGAUAUAAAGAAAAUCCGAGGGGCGCAGGAUCAACUGGAGGAAGAUAUUGAGGAGAUAAGAGAACAAUUUAAGAGAGAAUACAACAUUAUCAGCCAAACACUACAGGAAGAGAGAUACAGGUACGAGCGCUUGGAAGACCAGCUGAAUGACUUAACAGAGCUGCAUCAGCAUGAAAUGACCAAUCUGAAGCAGGAGCUGGCGAGCAUAGAGGAGAGGGUGACCUAUCAGGCUCACGAAAGGGCCCGGGACAUACAGGAAGCUCUGGAGACGUGUCAGACGCGCGUGUCCAAACUGGAGCUCCAGCAGCAGCACCAACAGCAGACGGUCCAGCUGGAGAGCCACGACGCCCGCGUCUUAGUGGGGAAGAGCAUCAACAUCAUGCUGGCCAUCAUCACCGUCAUCCUGGUUUGCGUCUCCACCGCUGCCAAAUUCGCCGCUCCGCUGACGAGGAGCCGGUACCACGUGGUAGCCACCCUCCUGGGGGUGUGCUUUCUGACCGUCUUCUGGAAGAACUGGGAGCGACUGCAGUACGCGCUGGAGAGGUUGCUGGUGCCUGCUUGAGAAACACUGAACAUACAAUUGAUGCCGUCAGUUGUGAGAAUCGUCUCGUCUUAAGAGGAUUGGUUGUACAAUCUUUCGAAAGACGGUGGUUUUUAGAGGUCAAACUUUUUAAAUACAGACUGAAUCUUAAUUGCAUUUUAACUAACAAUUUCAUAAAAAGGAAAAAAUAUAUAUAUUUAUGCACUAAUUUUACUAGUUUUACAGAAGAAAUCGCAAUGAAAUCGUCAAGGAUUGAGAAGAGGCUCACAGACAGGAAGCAGGACAUCGUUAGUUGGCUGGAACUAUAAAACAUCCACACGGCUCUUUUAAAGAAACUCUGUCUUGGUAAUUGCAUUGAUUUGCUGUCUUGCAGCAGAGGUCCGAUCUCACAUCUGCUUCAUAAAGCCAUGUGGUUUAGCUUGGGUACGGGCUGCAGUUAAGCUAAGGCUGUCGGCUAAAAUCGCAUAAAAAUGUCGCAUAUUUCCAAAAUUCUGUUUAAUUCAGAAUCUAUAAACAACAGUAAAGGCUUUGAGCAUUUUUUUGUUUGUUUUCUUUCUCAUUGCCUUAACAGCCAACUGUGGCAUCCUUAUCCUGGAGUUUCCCAGAGAGCUGCUGAUGUCUGAAGUGCAAUAUAUCAGAAAUAAAAAGCAUCGUUUGAAGAGCAUUCGCUCGGGACUGACUGUUUUUUUUUUUCACUCGAGUGUUUUACAGGAGGGGCAGGGUUCUGGUGAAGCAGCAAAGUGUGAGAAAGUGUCAUUAAUGCUUGCAGGAGAGACACCAAGGCCUUUUCUGUUAACACCAGCCGUUUUCUCCUCCUUUCUCUCUUUAAAGGCCAAAAAUCAAUCUCCCUGCAUCACCCUGUGAGCAUUAUAGCCCCUCGCUGCAGCGCUCCGGUGCACACACACACACACACACACCCCCACACACCCCCCACCCCCCACACACACACACACAGAAACACAAGCAGAGCCGGUCGCUUGGUUUUCUUUGCAUCACUGUUUGGGAUUUAGCUCGGUUUCAUUGUUAGCUAACAAUGGGAAGCAGAGGCAGUGGGUUAUACUGUGAUGCAAGGCUCAUUCCUCUAAUCCUGGAAUAACGUGCAAAAAAAAUCUCAUUAUUUAAUAAUUCUUUGGAUAAUUAUUUCACUAUUUCUUCAGAAAAUUUGUCAUUUUUCUGCGGACCACUGAUGAUCUUUGUUUGCCAUAACAUGUUUGCAUUGAUGUUUUUUUUUUUUUCCUCAUUCCUAAUUUUGUAUAUUCUGUGAAGAUUUACAAUUAUGACACUGUUUACACUGACGCUGUUUUCAUCUCUGGUGCACUAUACGAUCAAUCUUUUUUUAGUGUAUUAUGUGCCUUUGUCUGAUGAUUUCUGUUAAAUUAAACCAACUUUUUCAAAUCUU